AUGAGGCCAAGGCCUCUGCAAAACAAACAACAACAGAAGAAGAAGAAGCGCGGCGCUCUGCGCAUGCUCCGCAGCACCAGGAAGUGCAGCGGAAGUCCCCGGAUCAAAUUCAAAACAAAUGCAUCACCUUCAUCUAACACUUCCUCCUCUUGGACUGUGUCAGAUCAAAGAAGCCAAGGGUCCAUGGAGACUCCGGAGCCGGGCCCUGCGAAUGGGGAGGAGCAUGUGGUGGAGCUGCGUCCCAGGACUCGCUCAAAUCCCGAGGGAGCAGAAGACAGACGGGGCAGCACGGGCAGCCUGGGGGGCAGCAUAACCCAGCCCGCAGUGGGGAGUCGCGUGGAAGGGGAGGGGGAGGCGUCCACCAGCGACAGCCCGCCCGCCUCAGUGUCAGUCACCAUGGCUGCCCAGACGGGACCCCCCAGUGUGGCUGGGACCAGCGCUGCAGGGUCAGUGUCCAGUCCUAACGGUGCCACUGCUGCUGUGGUUAAGGAGCGGCCCAAACCCCCCCAGAGCAAGACCGCCCUGGGCCCUGUCCUCCCCCCCCCUGCAGAGCACCAGCUCAGGGUGCCCCGGGUCAACUGUCCAGAGAAAGUGAUUAUCUGCUUAGAUUUGUCGGAGGAGAUGUCCGUGCCAAAGCUGGAGUCCUUUAAUGGGGCCAAAACAAACGCCUUGAACAUUUCUCAGAAGAUGAUCGAAAUGUUUGUCCGGACAAAGCACAAGAUCGACAAGCGGCACGAGUUUGCUCUGGUGGUGGUGAACGACGACGCCUUGUGGCUGUCUGGCUUCACCUCAGACCCCAGAGAGCUGUGCAGCUGUCUGUACGACCUGGAGACCAACGUGUGCGAGGCCUUCAAUCUUGAAGAUCUGUGUAAUGUUAUUGGCCAAAAGAUGGAGUUGCCGCUGACGGAGAACGUGCAGACGGUCCCUCCGCCGUACGUGGUGCGCACGGUGCUGCUCUACAGCCGCCAGGCGGGAUCCCUGCUCUUCAGCCCCUCAGAGAGAGUCAGCAAGAUGCUUCAGUCUCCAUACUUCUUCUUUGACGUGGUUUACCUUCACAACGGCAUGGACGAGCAGGGAGACGAGAGCAGCUGGAGGGAGAACUUCGCCUCCUUCUGUGCCUUGGACUCCAAAGGCAUGUGCUAUCAUUACGAGGUGUCCUUGUGCGGAGCUGCCAUCGAGCUUCACAACUGCAUGGCCAAGUUGCUGUCCCACCCGCUGCAGAGGCCCUUUCAGAGCCACGCCUCCUACAGCCUACUGGAGGGGGACGAGCCGCAGGACCAGGAGGCCACGGUGUGA
This is a messenger RNA of Knipowitschia caucasica, 1296 nucleotides long. NCBI's taxonomy places the organism in Eukaryota, Metazoa, Chordata, Actinopteri, Gobiiformes, Gobiidae. The record is from the annotation of a GenBank genome assembly.